Messenger RNA from Gopherus flavomarginatus (Mexican gopher tortoise), 1618 nucleotides. Its product is annotated as olfactory receptor 10A7-like. Gene Ontology annotation, molecular function: G protein-coupled receptor activity; olfactory receptor activity. The transcript has a single exon. Gene Ontology annotation, biological process: G protein-coupled receptor signaling pathway. Bases 671 to 1618 code for a protein of 315 amino acids. Gene Ontology annotation, cellular component: membrane. Lineage: Eukaryota; Metazoa; Chordata; Testudines; Testudinidae. The record is from RefSeq and is a predicted model, not a curated record.
UUUUUGUUUUUGUUUCUUUUUAAUGAAGAUUGGGUCUCUGUGUAGAGUGACCCACUGCAAGACAAUGAAAUAUUGUCCUAGGAAAGGACAGGUAUUUGUCCAUUUAGGAUAAAAACUUUCAAAGGGUGGUUAUAAUUAGGCUGGCCAUUUUCACUGCAAUUCAUUUGCAGUUGGCUGCCCAACCAUUGCAAUUCCCAGACUUAUUUGCUUGGUUUGUUUCUUUGUUGUGGCUUCCCCUAAAAUAUAAAAUCCUGACUCAUUUCAGCAGUGGAACUCCAGCCUGUCCAAGGACACUGUUCUGCUUUGAUAGACCAGGAAGUGAAAUGUGUGACUAUUUGAACCAAUAUCUAUCUGUGUUUCUGUACUGUUGUACAUGAGCCCCAUCACCACAGUACUUCGGUGCUUGGUGUGAUUUGUCAAGUUACUACACAGGUUUCCAGAGAGAUUAACAUUUUGUUUAACCUGCAGUCUGAUCAGAUAUGAAAUUUAUCCCAGGUGUCAAGUGAGAUGGCAUUUUCCCCAUUUCCCAUCCCCUAGCCUCCACUUUCUAUUCAGCUAUUGUUCCAAUAGCCAGCUGGGGGGACAAUGAAAACAAUGCUGAUGUUUUAUUGAGUGUAUGUUCUUCAUUUAUAUCCCAGAGUGAAUUUCUUUCCCAUAGACACAACCUACGAUGAACCCAGGACAGAGAAAUCAAACAUCCAUCACAGAAUUCAUCCUCCUGGGAUUCAGCACUAUCCCUGAACUGCAAAUCCUUCUUUUCCUGCUGUUUCUAGUGAUCUACAUUGCAACCAUGUCCGGGAACAUCCUCAUCGUGGUGCUUGUUGUGUUUGAUUGUCACCUUCACACCCCCAUGUAUUUCUUUCUUGGGAACUUGUCCUGCCUGGAGACCUGCUACACUUCAACCAUCCUGCCCAGCAUGCUGGCCGGUCUUCUGAGUGGGGACAGAACAAUUUCAUUUAGUAGGUGUCUCACACAAUAUUAUUUCUUUGCUUCUCUGGUUGCAACAGAAUGCCUUCUCUUAUCGGUGAUGUCAUAUGAUCGGUAUUUAGCUAUAUGCAAUCCAAUGCACUAUGCUGCCCAUAUGAGCAGCAGGUCUUGCCUCCAGUUUAUAGGCGGCUCUUGGAUAGGUGGCUUCCUAUGUAGUGGCAUAAUAACAUUGCCGAUAUCCCAAUUAGCUUUCUGUGGUCCUAAUGGUAUUGACCAUUUCUUUUGUGAUCCUAUCCCUCUAAUAAACCUCUCCUGUAAUAAUCCUCAGCUGAUGGAAAUGUUGGCUUUCACUCUCAGCUUGAUUUUCUUAUUGGUCCCAUUCCUACUUACCUUGAUGUCCUACAUCUGCAUCAUUGUGACCAUCCUGAGAAUCCCUUCCACCACUGGGAGACAAAAGGCCUUUUCCACCUGCUCCUCCCACCUCAUUGUGGUGACCAUGUAUUAUGGAACUCUGCUGAUUGCUUAUAUGUUCCCAACAACCAGCACACUGAGAGACUUCAAGAAAGUUCUAUCUUUCUUCUACACUGUCUUGACUCCCCUGGUGAAUCCCCUCAUCUACAGCUUGAGAAACAAAGAGGUCAAGGAGGCCCUGAGAAAAGCUAGCAGGAAAUCAAUGUUUGGACAAUGCUAA